Messenger RNA from Chironomus riparius, 1942 nucleotides. Lineage: Eukaryota; Metazoa; Arthropoda; Insecta; Diptera; Chironomidae. The record is from the annotation of a GenBank genome assembly.
GUUUUCAUGCCUUGGAAGUUCGAAAUGUAAAACAAAUUGAUUAAACAAUAUUAAUAACUUUCCUGUUCAUUUAAAAAACUUUAAAUCACUUAAUUACAACACGUUUGACUUGAACAUAUCGCAGACAUUGGAGCAGUAAAAUGGAUAAAGAUACAGCAAAUAAUAAUCAUCUGGAUCAUUAUAAUGAGAAAGAGAAGCUGUUCAUGAUGACAUUGGAUACAUUUGUGUUUACAAAGCGAAUCAUACAGUAUAAAGAAAAUAACAAUAAAAUAAAUAAACAAUUUGCUACAAUUCUGUAUGAUGCAAUGAGCGAAAUCGAGUCAUUUAUACAAAAUGCUGAAAUCGAAGAAGUUGAUGACGACGUUAAUAAUGUUAAAAAUGUUAUACCGUCAAUUGAAAGUUCAGUGUUGCAAGCUCAUCAAUAUUUUUACUGUAAAGCGUGCAAUCUGUCUGUAAAGUCUUCAAAUAAGGCACUCAACGAACAUUUUUAUUCUCCAAAGCAUUUAAAGAAUUUAAGAAUUCUGUCUGCAAAAAUGGACAAUGGAAAUCAAAAGACAAAGAGUAGAGCAGAAAAUGGUCCAACAAACAUCGAUAAAAAUCAAGAGGGAUCUACACAAAGCCUUAAUAGUCUCGACGAUCAUCCACCAAAAAGUUCUCCUAAGAAGGAACGAUUAAAUUCAUUGCCAGCCAGAGUUCGUGACAUUCUACCAAAAGAUAACAUGCCUAAAAAGAUGCGUGAUUUCUUGAUCAAUUACGAUAUCGAAACUUUCGCUAUGGGAUUAGUUAAAGAAGCACAACUAGUUCAGAAUAGUCAAAAACAUGUACGAGUCUGUGAUAUGCUAAGAAGAAGAUUAGUAGGUCGUUACCCAAACGUCAAAAUUCACCCAUUUGGUUCCUUCAUUAAUGGUCUUGGACAUGAGAAAACAGAUUUGGAUAUAUUUAUUGAUACUGAGAAUUGCUUUUAUGGAAAGCUAAGUAAGAGGAAGAUGAAGGAUGCAAUCUUUCAAACACAACGUAUUUUGUCAAAUGGACAGGAUCAAUGGAUUGACUUUGAACCGAUUAUUAAGGCACGAACACCAAUUCUUCGAGUGUUUUGUAGUGUUGAAAAAAUUGACUGUGAUCUUAGCUUUUCGAAUGGCUUAAGUACCGCAAAUACAGCACUAAUUUCUUAUCUGAUUAGUUUGCAGCCAGUUCUUAAGAAAUUGGUAUUAUUCAUCAAAUUUUGGGCAAUGAGACUAAAUCUUGGAACUAAUAGCUAUCUAUUGACAUUAAUGGUUAUAUUCUAUCUGCAACAAGAAAUGGUUUUGCCUCCUAUUUCAUUAUUACAAGAUGCUGUGCCACCAACAUACAUUGAAGGAUGGAAUACAGCUUUUGCAACACCAACUUUGGUCCAAUUAAAGGCACAACCAGCCACAGAUUUUCGACGUUAUUUAACUGGAUUCUACAAGUACUAUGGACAUAGUUUUGACUUUACAAAUCACAUCAUUUGCAUACUGACUGGACAUAAAGUUCCAAAACAUAUCUUUGAUCAUGGAAAGGAACAACAACUACCUCAAGUCUUUCGACCAUUCGUCACUUACAUGUCGAAAAUUAAUUUGGAAGAAGCAGAUGAAGUUGAAGACUUAUUUGCUAAUUAUAAGCCGCUAGUCAUUCAAGAUCCAUUCGAUUUGGUCCAUAACGUCAGCAAAGGUAUUCAGGAACAGAAGCUUAUGAAGAUCAUUCACUACAUGCGUACUACUUACGACUUAUUAACGAAUGCAAAAGCUUAGCUUCAUACAAACAUUUAUUUCAUAUUAUUUUUUUUUGAUUCCUUAUCAGCAGUUCCAGUUGUAAAAUUUGCAUUCUGUAUGACAAUUGAAAGAUAAUAUUUUUUAUUAAAAUGAUUAUAAACAGCAACAAGUUAAAUAAUAAUAAUAAAAAUUGAUGAUAAGUUGAUGAUGAU